Molecule: messenger RNA, 569 nt
Organism: Megalops cyprinoides (Indo-Pacific tarpon)
Lineage: Eukaryota; Metazoa; Chordata; Actinopteri; Elopiformes; Megalopidae
Gene: snu13b
Product: SNU13 homolog, small nuclear ribonucleoprotein b (U4/U6.U5)
Exons: 3
Coding region: 154-540 (128 amino acids)
Biological process (GO): maturation of SSU-rRNA; mRNA splicing, via spliceosome; ribosome biogenesis
Cellular component (GO): box C/D methylation guide snoRNP complex; nucleolus; U4/U6 x U5 tri-snRNP complex
Molecular function (GO): RNA binding
Source: RefSeq, a predicted model, not a curated record
CGCACACGUGCUUUCGAAGUCAGACAUAACGUGUAGUUAACGUGCAGGCUGACGGUACCGUGUUCUUGCUCAGGUGAAACACACUUGUCCUCCGUGAAGCGAGCGCCGAGAGGACACAUUUUUAUCCAUCCUUUCAAACGCUAAUCUAAAAUUAUGGCUGAUACUGAAGUGAAUCCCAAGGCCUACCCUUUGGCCGAUGCUACAUUGACCAAAACGAUCCUGGAUCUGGUGCAGCAAGCAUCCAAUUAUAAGCAGUUAAGAAAAGGAGCGAACGAAGCCACCAAAACUCUGAACCGUGGGAUUGCUGAGUUCAUCGUGAUGGCUGCCGACGCUGAGCCCCUGGAGAUCAUUUUGCAUCUUCCACUCCUCUGUGAGGAUAAGAACGUGCCAUACGUGUUCGUGCGCUCCAAGCAGGCUCUCGGGCGCGCAUGUGGAGUUUCAAGGCCCGUCAUUGCCACAUCUGUCACCAUCAAGGAGGGGUCUCAGCUUAAGCCCCAAAUCCAGUCUGUGCAGAUGGCUAUUGAGAGACUGCUGGUUUGAUUAAUUGAAGUCCUGGCACGAUAACAUAA